This is a messenger RNA of Peromyscus leucopus (white-footed mouse), 2530 nucleotides long. Its product is annotated as alpha-1B-glycoprotein-like. The transcript is spliced from 7 exons. Lineage: Eukaryota; Metazoa; Chordata; Mammalia; Rodentia; Cricetidae. The coding region runs from base 23 to 1333 and encodes 436 amino acids. The record is from RefSeq and is a predicted model, not a curated record. Gene Ontology annotation, cellular component: plasma membrane.
CAGCUGGACUGAGAACCCAGCCAUGUCUCUGCUGGCUGCCCUGCUGCUGCUUUGGGGUUUCAUUCUGGACCCAGCAACUGCUGCAGCCUCUAGCAUGUUGAGGAAUACCAGAAGAAACCAGCCCUUGCCCCGACCCUGGCUUUCUGUUAAGCCAGUGUCCUGGAUCACACCUGGCCUGCGCACAUUCCUAAUGUGUGAGGCCGAACUGCAGAAUGUAGCCUUUCUGCUGAGGCGGGAAGGAGAUGACGGUUUCCUGGAAGUAGCUGAAACCGAUCUCGUCCUGGGGGCAGCUGAAGUCAAGGCAGGAAACAAGGAACAAGCCAUCUUUCUAGUCCACCAACCUGGCACCUACAGCUGCAGCUACCAAACUCGUACCUCAGAUGUCCCUUCUGCGCCCAGUGAUACUGUGACCAUCGAGGAGUAUGUCAUACCACCUCCACCGGUGCUGACCUCCUCCGGAAGUUCCACAGGGAUCCUCCCCAAGGUGGCCCACAGGACCCUUGUCUGUGAGGCUCCACUGAUGGAUGUUGAAUUCCAGCUGAGGCAGGGCGAGCAGGAGCUGAACCUCCCCUCCAUCAGCACCAGCCCAGAGCAAAUCAAGUUCUAUCUGAAACUGUCAGACCUGGGUGACCAGAGCCCAUUCACCUGCCGCUACCGUCUACACAGUGAUACAGCUUGGUCCAAUGACAGUGAACCCGUAGAGCUAAUGUGGAGUGAUGAGACACUACCCCCACCGGUGCUCACUGCAGAGCCGUCGAAUCAAAUCGAUUUUGAGCCUGAUUCGAUGGUGCAGUUUCGAUGUGUCGCCCCCAAGGCUGGCCUGCGCUUUGGCCUGCACCGUGAAGACCCCGACGAGCGCAGCCUGCUCCAGACGAUGAGGUCAGCGGGCAAUGAAGCCAUCUUCCAGUUACACAACGUCUCAGCAUCAGACGCUGCCAGCUACAGCUGCAGCUACAUGGAACUGGCCCCGCCCUUCUCGGGAUCCGCUCCCAGCAAGUUCGUGAAGCUGACUCUGAAUGGGCCACCACCACCACCAAAACUUCAGGCUCUGUGGACAGGUAAAGUGCCUGCUGGCCAUGAUGUUGUUCUACGCUGCCAGAGCAAGGUGCCCGGGGUCACUAUGGAGCUGCUGCGUGGUGGCGAACUUGUGCCCUACAAGAUACUCAGAAUGGCUAACACCUGGAGUGACCUGGGGCUGUCCUACGUAGGCCCCCAACAUUCGGGCAACUACACCUGCCGUUAUACCUCCUGGUGGCCUGAGCACUUCCACUCAGCGCUCAGCAACCCUGUGGAGCUCCUAGUAGAAGAGGGAUUGUCAACGAUGAGAGAUUAGAAGAGACAGACCAAGUACAGAAUAAAGGAAAAUACUCAAAGCACCAAGAAUAAAACAAAACAAAACAAACAAAAAAAACAAAACAAAGGAAAAACAAACAAACAAGCAAAUCACCACCAACACCACCAACAACAAAAAAACCCAGAUGUGUGAGCAUGGUUCCUGAAAAAACCAUAUUAAACUGUUUGGAAAGAUGGUGAUAUGAGACAGCAGCCAAGAAAUGGUUGUUAGAGCAAAAUCCCUCCUCUAGGCAUGAUGUCACCACUGCUACUUGAAAUCAGAGCAGAGCUUGAAAUCUACCAGCAAGACACUCUCCAAGUAUCACAUGAUCAGGCCUAUUAUAUAAUAUCAUAGCACAGGAGUCAUGGGCCCCUCAGCAGAGAGUCCAGCCCCCAUUCUCCUGCUCCCACUGCUGCAUGGACAGUAUGAGAGUUAGAGGCAAUGGGAGAAUGAUGGAGUUGGAACUCAAGUGAAAGUGCACCUUUGGUGAGUUGUCACUAAUACCAGCACGGAGUUUCUCAAUGACACCCCUCACCCAUGCUCCUUCAAAUAACCCCACACAUUCAUUGGUUCCAGAGCUGGAUUUGACUGGAGACAUGCCUGGGAUCUGAUGGUGUCCAAUCUAAAGGAAGUGGGCAUUUCUAUGUAUCUUCCCUGGAAAAGUCAUACAACUGUUGCUCAAGUACAGAUGAAAUGUGCAGCCUCUUUACAGCCAUGGAAAGCAAAGCACAUGCAGAACCUGACCAUGGUUCCCCGAGGAGCUGGGAGUUUCAAGUUGACAGUGACAUGUGCCAUUACAAUAGGCUAGUGGCAACACACAUAAAUGUAUAGAUGCAUGUAAUACAUGUGGAGGGUCCCAGGAAUGAAUAAAGAUCAAGUAAGUGAGAGACUACAUUUGCCUUGCAGGGUAAUGACAAGGUUGGCAUCUUCCAGGAUCUCCUCUCUCACAGGGUUAUAUUUCAAUUGAUCUAGAUUGAAAUCUUAGAAGCCAAACCUUGGACUGUAUCCCAGAGAGCCAUGGAACACCAUCAGGCCUCAUUCUGGACAGGACAGAAAGAAGACCUAAUACCUAGACUAGCCUCAGUGCAACCAAGUUUAGGCUCCUGAUAUGAGGUAGGCAAAACAAUGUAAAGGGGGUUUCCAUCCUCCUCUCUGAAAUACAGAAAGCAUUGUGAUAUAAAUUUCAGAAAAAUGUGA